This is a messenger RNA of Lasiosphaeria miniovina, 1775 nucleotides long. RefSeq lists its product as uncharacterized. The coding region runs from base 195 to 1673 and encodes 492 amino acids. Gene Ontology annotation, molecular function: cysteine-type deubiquitinase activity; K63-linked polyubiquitin modification-dependent protein binding. Gene Ontology annotation, cellular component: cytoplasm; nucleus. The transcript is spliced from 6 exons. Gene Ontology annotation, biological process: protein deubiquitination involved in ubiquitin-dependent protein catabolic process. The record is from RefSeq and is a predicted model, not a curated record. NCBI's taxonomy places the organism in Eukaryota, Fungi, Ascomycota, Sordariomycetes, Sordariales, Lasiosphaeriaceae.
AGAUAAUUCUCUCACUGAAUCUAACGAAGCGUUGUAGGCAAAAGAGCACAUGUUUUGCACGCGGACACAGUGACGGGAUAUUUGCCUGGAAUGGAGAACAGGGCAAAUAAAGAACUAACCCAAAUUUGUAACUGUGUGUCGUUGCGCCAUCAGCAAAACAGGGUCCAGCUAGAUAGGAUUUUCUAGAACACGGGAUGGGAUGUAUUACUCCGGAUUACUGGAACGGCAACGGCGACAAGAAAACCAACAUUUUGCGCCAGUCGUUGCUCUUCAUCUGCCAGACGGGCCGUCACGGCCCGCAGAACGGUUUCCGCCUCUGUGUCGUCCACCGGGGGUAUUGCAUUGAGUCGCCGACAAAGGUUGAAGGCACGCCCGAGGACGAUGUUGAUCGCCUAGAAAAGCCAAUUGCGCAGGUUGUGGUGCUGGGACAGGCGCCGAUUCUUAGCGACAGCGAGGGCGAGGAAGAGGACCAGGAGGUCAGUUUGAUGUCGCAAUUUGCUUCGCAUACAUACCGGUGCCUUGUCUUCUUGGACCAGGCCCAUACCAGAGGAACAGACCUGCGGCUUCCAGACUCGUACCGCCCUGCUGUGACGCUGGGUGCUGGCGUCACCAAAGACACUCUCGCCCAAGAAAUACAGACUAGGAUCCGCAAGCUGCGAGGUCUCGGCAGCGAACGACCGCUUCAGGUGGCCGACGUCCUGACCUGGUCUAUAUCGGAGACAUUGGCCGAGAUAGAUCGGCGUUAUCGGCCGCGUAUUGCCGAGACCGGCCGAGCCGGGCCUUCUGUUUUCGUCUCCAGGCUCGAAUCAAUGCCGGAGGUGGACUCUCGUCUAGCAGAGAUUAAGAAGAAGACCCCACAGAAAUGCGAGGAAUUCCGACCUGGGAUGACGGAAUCAUGGGCUGGCAGUCUCCAAGAGGAGCAGGAGCGCGAACUAGCCCCCGAGAUCGAGGAGGAGCGGCAAAUCGAGCGCCCGGCUCCUCGAAAGGCGGCUUGCCACCGUCUCCACGAAGACGUCGUCCUAUUCCGCAGCAGAAUAUACCUCUCACCCGCCGGCUUUCCCAGCGACGAGCAGGAUCUGCUCGUUACGGCCGAUUUCGCGCGAACCGUUGUCAACAGCGACGGCCAAGCGGUCUGUUCCGACACGUACCAGCGCCCUGUCCAGUGGAUUCUCACGAGCCAUGUUGACGACGACGACGACGACGACAACGAUGACAACAGCCUUCGCUACGGGAUGCGCAUGGUCGUUGUCAGCCAAUGGGAGGCAGACCAGCUCAAGUCCUGCAUCGCGAACACCGACGGUGCCGAGGCCUGCGCGGUGGCGCUGCACGCCUAUCUCCCCCAGCCAAGCCUGACAUUCCCUUCCCUGGACGACCUCCGCGCGUACACUGUCCCUCCGCUCCACCCCCAGGGCUGGGCAGCUUCGCCCGAGCUAAUAAUGCAGCUCAACCUGUUCGCAGGCCAGCUCUGCCUUGCAUCAUACAGCGAGUACGUCAGGCUCUGCCGCUUCUUGGGGCUUGCGUACACUCUGAACACGGGGGGCAUGGACAUCGCCGCAGACAGUUUUAGUGCCAGUCCAGUUGCGUUUCUGAACGCGCUCUACAAAAGGAUUCGCCGCGACUGUGUCGGAAUUGAGAAGACGCACAUGGGUUUUCUGAUCAUCGCUUGCUGGUAAGAUGUAGAUGAACACACAUGGAGAAUUGCAUGGUCAAGGCAGUUGGUACUCCGUACGAUAGCUUCAAUUAGCAGGGCUAGUCAUAGGCUCAGAAUGACAAAC